Molecule: messenger RNA, 756 nt
Organism: Haemonchus placei
Lineage: Eukaryota; Metazoa; Nematoda; Chromadorea; Rhabditida; Trichostrongylidae
Source: the annotation of a GenBank genome assembly
AUGGACACUUCGUCCACUUUGAUGCUUCAAGAUGAUUUUCUACUACCACAAUCACCAGAUGAAGUUCGCCGGCUCAUCAUCUUGGAUGCCCCAAAUCUCAUGCACAUGACAAAGACAAGGGAAAGUGACCAAAAUAAGGUGAGCGCCGCUGGACUACUUGCCGUGAUGAGAUACUUCUUCAAAAAGGAUUUUGACGUCAUAGCAGUCUCACAACGAAAAUACACUCGUGAUGCCACUGUAUCCAAUAAGUUUGCUGUGGAUCAACUUGAAAGCAUGGGCCUUAUAUAUUUGGCUGAGGGUCAUACUCUUGACGAUAUUGUUGCUCUUGAAAUGGCUCAUACGACAGACGGUGUUGUUGUUUCAAACGACCAAUUUGAAGACCAUAUGCAGCUUUCACAACGUUUCUCCAAAUUGUGCCAUCGUUGCGUUUCGAUCCAGCUCGAACAAGUGAAACCAUCUGAACGCUAUACAAUGAGCUGUAAUGGUCACUACAUAGCCGAGCACAUCUUCCGCUUUCAUCGCCAUCCUUCAACAGUGCAGAGCGGAUUCAUUUCUCAAGUCCUCCCUACCGUCCAUGAUGCGUUCUUCUCUACGCCAGACAAUAUCCGGCAUGAAAUCGUAAGAGAGCAUCGUCAGAAUUGGACCAAAGGCUAUCGCGAUCAAACCAUUUCAAUAAUCGAUGAGUUGCUCACAAGGAUUCGGCAAGACCAACGAAACAGUCUGAGAGGAGACGACAAGAAAAUAGAUAGACUAUGA